AAGGCUGGCUGGCACGGCACCGCUUCGCACGACCAACCUACUUGCGUGUGCGGUAAGCGCUUCGGAAGCCGACCUCCCUCUCUCGGCGCGCGGUUCUGCGGGCGGCCCCUGCCGCGGCCCCCUCCCCGCCCGCGAAGCCGGCGGCCUCUUUGGAUAGAUGAUAUACGGCUUCUGCAAAUCAAAUAUAAUCCAGUUGCCUUGUUUCAGCAGCUACAAUGAAUCAGAGUGACCAUUAUGGUAGUACAGAAGUCGCCUGUAUUGUUCUCUACUCUUUCCUGGAAAAUUCCUCCGAUGUUGCUUUUGCUUCCAAACUUUCUAGCUUGAAAAAACAAUUGUUGGCACCAAAGCAGUCUUAUACUGCAUAUGAUGAUGGGGAGCUUCAGACAGAUGGCAAUAGUUUUGGGCGAGUAGAAGAAAGAGCAUUGGUGGCCGAUGAGGAAAUUUUCCGGAAAAUAGGAGCACGGUUGGCUGUAAUGGGCGAUAAACUGGCUGCUGAGAUUGAGCCCUCAUUUGUGCACAACCUGGCACAACAAUUCAUGGUGGAAAAUGUGCCCAGUCAGCGUAUCCAGCAUCUGUCUCUAGCAGUGCAGAACGUCAUGGCAAGGAUGCCUCGAGAAUUGGAACUGGAAAAAGCCACGUUACUGGCUGCAAUGGUUUUGGCCAAGAAAGUAGCCAAUGUAGUCCCUGAGAUCUUGCAGCAGGUGUUCAACACAACAGUGAACUACAUUGACCAGAACCUCCACGAUUAUGUGAACAAUUUGGGACCUGAGAACUGAACAAAAGGGAUGCAUAUAUCUACAUGCAAGAAUACAUUUUGUUUUUGUUUUUUUAAUUUUUACAAUUUAAGAAAAAUUGUGUCAUCUUGAUAUUUUUAAGACGUUUUUGAGCUUUUUAUCAAUGUACUUCAUUACUCUAUUUAGUUGACUGAAGUAUGAAUUGGUAGUUCUCAUUUUCUACUUGACAUCUUAAGUCAUUUUUUAUGCCCCUUGCAGGAGAAAAGCAAAGUGGAUUAUUAUUCUCAGGAUUGUGGUGUUGAUGGCAUCUGUCCUUGAAGAGGAACAGAAGCUAAUGACCACCUUACAAUAUCAUUAGACAGUGUGUCCUUCCAUUUGCUAUCUGAGAAUAUACUUGAUUUAUAAUUGUGAUUUUUUUUUAAGAAAAGGCCAUGCAUGUUAAUCUACUUCAUUUAUUUGCCAAUUAAAAAUUGCCAUAAUAUAAAGUCAAUUAAAUAAGAGUAUUGUUUUUCAUAUUUAAUAUGAAAAAUGCAUGAGCCUUGUUCUCAACUGAGACUGAUUCUCUCCACUACAGAUUUUAUAGACGUAUUAGAAAAGGGAAUUGCCUAUUUGCAAAUGACCUUGUUGGAUACCAGUACAGUAAAGAUCAAUUAUAAUAUUUAUGAUUGGGUUUGGCCAUUGCUGGAAUACAGAUUUUAAUGGGGAGGGGGGAAGUGAUAGCCAUUGUACAAUUUUUAAAGAUUUGAUGAAGGUCUCUGUUUUAAAGUUGGGAACUAAGUCAGAAGUCAAAUUGUUUACAAAAACAUUACAUUUUAUAAAUUGACUUGAAAGGUUUAUAUGCUUGUCUAUCUUUGAUACUGUAAUUUAGACUGUUAAGAUAUUUGAAAAGUAAUCUGAAAAAUUCUAGCUUGUAGGUAUUGGCAAGAGGGAUGGAAUCUCAGUUUAUUGGUUGAGAUAUUGGAUCAUUUGAAUGGACUCAACUGUAAAUAUUUAAAUAGAUAUGGCUGUCUCUUUGGGUGCUUUUGAUUUUUCAGCUGUGCAGGCUUUCUGGCCUGAGUAUGGAUUACAUCUGAGAAAAACCAACUUGUGGAAGGCUACUACAUUAUAUAGCUAUUCUUUUUCUACAGCUAAUAAAAUUUUAAAGUAGUAUAUGUUUUGCUCCAGCUAUUAAAAGUCCACACACUUUUUCUUCAAAAUUUAACUUUAAUAAAAUACAAAUAAGGGCGUGGUU
Messenger RNA from Crotalus tigris (Tiger rattlesnake), 1965 nucleotides. RefSeq names its product BH3 interacting domain death agonist (gene BID). The coding region runs from base 216 to 776 and encodes 186 amino acids. The record is from RefSeq and is a predicted model, not a curated record. Gene Ontology annotation, biological process: positive regulation of intrinsic apoptotic signaling pathway; apoptotic mitochondrial changes; positive regulation of release of cytochrome c from mitochondria. Gene Ontology annotation, cellular component: cytosol; mitochondrion; cytoplasm. NCBI's taxonomy places the organism in Eukaryota, Metazoa, Chordata, Lepidosauria, Squamata, Viperidae. The transcript is spliced from 6 exons.